UAUAAAUAUGGUCUCGAUGGUCACGGUCGAGCCGACCAGUGGUUGGAUCGAAUCGUCGUCUCAGCUGCUGCUCCAGUGACAGCGGAAGCGACGAAGUGAUUGAGCCGGCGGGAUGGGCGAGGCGGCCGGCGUGCGCGUGCUCGUGGUGAACCGCGUGGCGCCGUCGUCGCCGGCGCCGGGGGCGGAUCGCGUCGAGCUGUCCUUCUUCGACACGCCGUGGGUGGUGCUGCCGCCGAUCCAGCGCGUGUUCCUGUACGAGAUGGCGGCGGACGGAGGAGGAGGAGGUGGGUUCGCCGCGGCGGUGGAGCGGGUCAAGGGCGCGCUCGCCGCCACGCUCGCGCUGUACAGGCCGCUGGCCGGGAGGCUGGCGUACGUGGCGGAGACGGGGGACGUCGUGGUGGACUGCUGCGCCGCCGUUGGCGGCGACGACGACGACGCCGGGGUGGCGUUCGUGGAGGCGGAGGCGGACGCGAUGGACGUGCGCCGCCUCGCCGGCGACGAGGCGCACGACGUCGCGGCGUUCGUCGCGCUCGUGCCGGAGCUCGACACCCGGGUGCUCCCGGCGCCCGUGCUGUCCGUGCAGGCCACGCGCCUCGGCGGCGGCGGCGGCGGUGGCCUGGCGCUCGGCGUGUCAGUGCACCACGCCGUCGCCGACGGCCGCGCCGUGUGGCAGUUCAUGGAGGCGUGGUCGUCCGCCGCGCGCAUGGGCUCGCCGGUGACCAAGCCGCACUACAGCCGCGAGGAUGCCAUCCCCAACCAAGACGGCGGCGAGCUCGCUCGUCGGAUGCUCAACAUGGUCGCGCCCAAGCUUCCCGAGGCGAGCGGGGAGUACGACUACAGCCAGCGGUUCCGGCUGGCGCGCCGGACGUUCUGCCUCGGCGCCGACGGCAUCCGGGCGCUGAAGCGGCGCAUCGACGAGAUGGCGUCAGCGGAGGCGGCGGCGGCGGCGGAGCACAAGCCGGUGUCGACGUUCGUGGCGCUGGCGGCGAUGGGUUGGGUGGCGUUCGUCCGGUCCAAGGGGCUUGCCGCCGGCGAGGACACGUACCUGAUCUUCCUCGCCGACCUCCGCGCGCGCCUCGACCCGCGCGUCGGCGACGGGUACCUCGGGAACUGCGUCAGGAUGUGCCUGGCGAGCUGCCCCGACGCGGCGGAGCUGCGCGGCGAGCGCGGCCUGCUGCGCGCGGCGCGGGCGGCGCAGGCGGCGGUGGCGGAGAUGGAGGCGGCGCCGCUGGCCGGGGUGGACGGGUCGGCGAUCGCGCGCGUGAAGCAGCUGCCGUUCUCGCGGCUGGCGAACGUGGCGGCGAGCCCGCGGUUCCGGGCGUACGACGCCGCCGACUUCGGGUUCGGGAAGCCGGCUCGCGUCGAGCUGGUGUCCAUGAACCACGACGGCGAGAUGGUGCUCGUCGGCGGGCGGCGCGACGGCGAGGUGCAGCUCUCCGUGUCCAUCGACCCGACGCACGUGGACGCCUUCAAGGCCGAGGUCCUUGGCUGGCUAUACUAGUCACUCAUGGCUACUGGCUCUCUUUCAGAACACGUCGUAAAACUUUUUAGCAUUGUAAUAUAUAUAUAGAUAAUUAUUAUUAAUAAUUAAUUUAUCUAUAUAUAUAUAAA
Molecule: messenger RNA, 1611 nt
Organism: Oryza brachyantha (malo sina)
Lineage: Eukaryota; Viridiplantae; Streptophyta; Magnoliopsida; Poales; Poaceae
Product: phenolic glucoside malonyltransferase 2-like
Exons: 2
Coding region: 113-1501 (462 amino acids)
Source: RefSeq, a predicted model, not a curated record